Messenger RNA from Mus caroli (Ryukyu mouse), 781 nucleotides. Lineage: Eukaryota; Metazoa; Chordata; Mammalia; Rodentia; Muridae. The record is from RefSeq and is a predicted model, not a curated record.
CGGCGUUGCUGAGGAAGCUGCUCCAUCUCUUCAAUCUCCAGCACCUGAAAGCUCCCAACUGAAGAUAGAACUGAGAUGCAGAGAGAUCACUUACCGUAUCUCCAAACUGCCUGGGACCUCAUCAGCCCUUGAAUCAGGCUAGACUGUAUGAAUUCGGAUUCUGCCUCUUAUUGUCUUGAUUUCCUUGUCUAUUAUAUUUAAAGAGCCUAAAAAAUAUGUAUGUGCAUGAGCCGGGAUGCAUGUGGGGAAGUUUAUGUGAACCCUCAAAAACCAAGAGAUGCCUAAGGAUCAGCAAGAGGUGGUUGUACUGGGGACACCCCACACCUCAACUUCUUCGAUAACCACCAUAAUCACCAUGCCUGAGAUCUCCAAGCCUGAUUAUGUGGUCUGGUCUAUGUUCAAUACACUCUUCAUGAACUUCUGCUGCCUGGGUUUCAUAGCCUAUGCCUACUCUGUGAAGUCUAGGGACAGGAAGAUGGUGGGUGAUAUGUCUGGGGCCCAGGCCUUCGCCUCCACUGCCAGGUGCCUGAACAUCAGCUGCCUGAUCCUCACCGUCCUCCUGGUCAUCAUCUUCAUCACUUUCUUUGCCACUAGAAGCUACUACCCCCGGCUUCCUUGAAGCAGGUUGAUUCAGACUUUGACCUUGCUGCCACUGAGAAUGAGUUCACCUGUGGUGGAGCCUUCCGACCUAGACGGCUCUAUUGUUCUGUCACCUGCCACUGCUCUUCUCCAAGACACUGCUACCUGCUGAGAGGCUAUUCCAGAGAAGGCAUCUGGCAGA